AUGUCAAUUAUAUCAACAUCAUUAAUAAUAGGCUCCCUACUUACAGUAGGAGGGUAUAUGUUAUUUACAGGAUCUGGUGAAUCUUUUAAUAUUGGAGAAUUUUUAGAAACUACAUCACCAUAUAUGUGGGCUUCAUUAGGUAUUGCAUCAUGUAUUGGAUUUUCAGUAGUUGGAGCAGCAUGGGGGAUUUUUAUAACUGGUACAUCAAUAUUAGGUGCUGGUGUAAAAGCUCCAAGAAUAACUACAAAAAAUUUAAUUUCAAUUAUAUUUUGUGAAGUUGUUGCAAUUUAUGGAUUAAUUAUGGCAAUUGUAUUUUCAUCAAAGUUAACAAGUGUAUCAUCAUCAAUAUUAUAUUCAAAAGAAAAUUUAUAUACUGGUUUUUCAUUAUUUUGGGCUGGUAUAACUGUUGGAAUAAGUAAUUUAAUUUGUGGUAUAGCUGUUGGAAUAACUGGUUCUACUGCAGCUAUAAGUGAUGCAGCAGAUAGUUCGUUAUUUGUUAAAAUAUUAGUUGUUGAAAUUUUUGGAUCAGUUUUAGGAUUAUUUGGAUUAAUUGUUGGAUUAUUAAUGACAGGUAAAGCACAAGAAUUUAAAUAA
Messenger RNA from Insectozyma verbasci, 594 nucleotides. NCBI's taxonomy places the organism in Eukaryota, Fungi, Ascomycota, Pichiomycetes, Serinales, Debaryomycetaceae. The record is from the annotation of a GenBank genome assembly.